Messenger RNA from Paramecium primaurelia, 1241 nucleotides. The record is from the annotation of a GenBank genome assembly. NCBI's taxonomy places the organism in Eukaryota, Ciliophora, Oligohymenophorea, Peniculida, Parameciidae.
UAUAAAUGAAUUCUAGAGACCCUCCUAGUAAAAUAUUGUUAUUGAUCAUAACUUACUUACCUUAAUCAUUCCCACUAACAAAUGAUUUUUUAUUUGAGACUUUUAAGUAGUAUGGAGAAGUCAAAAAAAUUUUAAUUUUCGAAAGAGGAAAGACUAACAAAGCAUUUGUAGAAUACCAUGAAGUUAAACAAGCUAUUUUAGCAAGACGUAAUAUGAUAGGAAAAUCGCUCACUCCUUAAGGAGGCAGGUAACACUUUCAGUUAUAUUUUUACAAGAUUAUUGAUUCAUUAUUCUCGUUUGAAAUAGCUAGACUUAGAAGUGGUUGAUCACACAAGAGGUUCUGAGUAUCAUUCUGAUGAUGAAGAAACAUUACCAGAAUAGAAGUCUGCAUUGAAAUCGAUGACGCUACCUAAUUCAAUUCCAGUUUCCCCUCCUUUAAUCAAGCCUCAAUCUAUUGAAUAAAAGCCGAAUAAUGGAAAUCAAUUCAAUGGCAUACAAAAUAUUACCGAAGAAUCCCCUACAAAAGCAAUGUAAAAAUUUUGAGUAUAUUUUCUAGAAUGGAAACUUAAUUAAGACAAUUGGAGAGAAUAUUAGAUGAUGACUAUGAAUAAGAAGUAGCUAAAAUUUAAUUAACUUAAUUGGAUUCCAAUGAAAUGGCUAUUUAAGAAUUAUUAAAUUAAUAACCAUCUAAAUUUUUAAAGGUUUCCAAUUUAGAUGAAAGAGUCACUCCUAGAAUGCUUUACAAUCUAUUUAAUAGAUUUGGACAUUUGGAAGCUUUAUUGUUAAAAAAAAAUAUUCGUUAAUCAAUUCUAUAAUUUGUAAAUAAAGAGAAUGCAAUCAUAGCAAAAGAAUUACUCAAUAAUGUUAUCUUUUUUGGAAAUGAGGUUACUAUAUUAUUUUAUUAUUUUAGUUGAGAAUCAUAUUCUAGAAUGCUUAUAAUGCACUCUUAUAACCCAACAAUGCAUAUGAAGAAUAUUACCAAGGAAGUCAAACUAAAUUUAAAAUUGUUCCUUUAUCUAGAGUACUCUAAUUUUCUGGUAUAUCUUAAUUAUUAGAAAUCUAAGAUAUGGUUAAAUUAGUAGGAAAGAUUCAAGGUAAUUUUAUUUUUAUAUCCAGAAAUCAAACUUGAUACUUAAUAUAUUUAAAUAACUAUGGUAGAUAUUUAUGAAGCAUUGAAAGUGAUUUCAGUCUUUUCUGAGUAUGAUUACAAAGGAAAUAAAAUUAGUUUGACUUUAAAAUGA